CCUAUCUCUCAGGUGAAUUUAACCUAACAUCUCUAAGAGAGUGAUGCAAUCAGAGGCAAUUUUAAUAAUAAUAGCAUCAAUGUAUCAAAAUCAAUUCAAAUAGGUUCUUUUUAAGCAGUUACAACGGGUUCCAUAUUUCGCAGACGGAUAUUUUGAUUCUCUACUUGCAACCGUUGACUUGUUCAUUUCGAUUUUAUAAAAAAUUGUCUGGAAAUUAACGCAAUGAACGCUAAAGAAUUUCGUGAAUUUGGAUAUGCAGCUGUGGAUUUUAUAGCUGAUUAUAUGGAAAAUGUGCACGAAAGGCAAGUGUUACCAUCAGUUGAGCCUGGAUAUUUGCACAAUUUAUUGCCAUCUGGAAUGCCAGAAAAAUCAGAAAGUUGGAAAAAUGUGAUGAAAGAUUUAAACGAUAAAAUUCUACCCGGAAUAACACACUGGCAGUCACCAAAUUUUCAUGCUUAUUAUCCAUCGCAAUCUUCUUAUCCGUCAAUUGUUGGAGACAUGAUUGCGAAUGGUCUUGGAACCGUUUCAUUUAGUUGGAUCUGCAGUCCAGCCGUUACAGAAUUGGAGGUGAUUGUAGUCGAUUGGUUAGCAAAAUUUUUGGACUUGCCAGCAUUUUUCUUGAAUUCAUCCGAUGGGUGUGGUGGCGGUAUGUUGCAAGGAACUGCCUCGGAAUCGAUGCUAGUUGCAAUUUUAACAGCUCGAGAUCAAGCUGUGGCACGUUUGAAAAUUGAUUAUCCAAACAUGAAUGAAAGUGAUAUUCGUGGCAAAUUGGUGAUGUACACAAGUGAUCAAGGCAAUAGCUGUGUGGAAAAAACUGCUCGAUUGGCUGCUGUUUCAAUUCGUCUAUUGCCAGUUAAUCGUAAUUUAUCAUUGUGCGGAAAAAAUUUCCGAAUUGCAAUUGAAGAUGACAUAAAAGUUGGAAAAUUCCCGUUCGCAUGCGUUGCCACACUCGGAACGACUGGCACCUGUGCAUUCGAUAACUUACUUCAAAUAGGUCCCUUAUGUCGUGAGAAUAAAAUUUGGUUGCAUAUAGAUGCCGCUUAUGCUGGAUCGGCGUUAUGUUGCCCAGAAUUUCGACCAUUGAUGCAAGGCAUCGAAUAUGCCGAUUCAUUUAACUUUAACUUGCACAAAUGGAUGAUGGUGAAUUUUGACUGCAGUGCAAUGUGGUUUCGAGACACUAGCAAAGUAGUCGACGCAUUUACAGUUGAUCGAAUCUAUUUACGGCAUCACGUUGAAAUCGAUUCAAAGGCACCGGAAUAUCGAAAUUGGGAAAUUCCACUCGGGCACCGAUUUCGAGCGCUCAAAGUAUGGUUCACAUUACGAAUUAUGGGUGCCGAGGAGAUCAGAGAAAAUAUUCGAAAUCACGUUCGUUUGGCUGGCUAUUUUGCAGAGUUGAUUGCAACCGAUACACGCUUUGAAAUUAUCGGCAAUGUGCUUGGUCUCGUCUGUUUCCGUUUAAAACGCAAUUGUGAAUAUACCAAACGUCUAGUGAACAUUUUAACCGAACGCAAAAAUAUUUACGUUAUCCAAGCAUUAUACCACGAUAAGAUAAUAAUACGAUUUGUUGUGAAUGGGUUAAAGCCGACUGAGAAAGACAUCGAAUUUGCUUGGAAUGAAAUUCGUAUGCAGACAAAUGAGAUUUUCAAAGAAAUUUCGCCGAUGAAGAUCGAAAUAAGUAAAAGUAAAUGCUUGAUAGAUUUUGGUGAAUCAGUUCAAGUUGCAAGUGCAGAUCAUUUGUUUGCGAUCAAAUAAAUAUGUUAUAGUUGGCAGUAGUUUAUUUGCACUCCAAUAAAAAAAAAUCACUUGAAAUAAUAAAAUUUCCGUGUUAUUUUUUGCGUACAAACCGUUUUUUUGUUUAUAAAUACGUCGGUCGAUCAACCAAAAUUCCAAUAUUUCAAUGUCACGUCAUUAACAACACCUGAAUCGACACAUAUUCCACCUGGAA
This is a messenger RNA of Contarinia nasturtii (swede midge), 1945 nucleotides long. RefSeq names its product 3,4-dihydroxyphenylacetaldehyde synthase 2-like. The coding region runs from base 223 to 1752 and encodes 509 amino acids. Gene Ontology annotation, molecular function: aromatic-L-amino-acid decarboxylase activity; pyridoxal phosphate binding. Gene Ontology annotation, biological process: catecholamine metabolic process; amino acid metabolic process. The transcript is spliced from 4 exons. The record is from RefSeq and is a predicted model, not a curated record. Lineage: Eukaryota; Metazoa; Arthropoda; Insecta; Diptera; Cecidomyiidae.